AGCCACAUUUCAUUUAAAAUAAUUUCAUAACCAUUUAAUUAAAUAUCGGUCUGCAUAUAAACCUAAUACAUGAAAACGAAUGUUGACUGAAAUGCGACAUUUGUUCUUAUCAAGGAGCACAAGUUUUGUAAUUCUUCAUUUUGUUGGCACCAAGACAAGUCUUUAGUUAGCAGUGAUAAUUACUCGGAUCUAUUUUAAACGAGUAUUGUGUUAGAGACGAGCAGAGAUGCCCGCGCGCUCGCCCUAAAAACUUUUUGUUAAACACAAUAAGAAAAAAUGGAUUAUAGCAGGCGCGAAAUACCAGUCUGCGAAGUUUGCCAGCAACCAGCCAACCAAACAUGUGGAGGAUGCAAGCUAGUGUAUUACUGUUCAAAGGCUCACCAAAAACUUGCCUGGAAAGAAGGCCACAAAUUAAAAUGCUGCGCUUACAAGAUUAAUUACUCAGAAGAAUUAGGGAGACACAUGGUAGCUACAAGAGAUAUUCAACAAGGUGAAAUAAUAUUGAGAGAAAAGCCAGCAGUGAGCGGCCCAAAAAUGUCCUGCACAGCACAUUGCUUGUCAUGUGGCAUUAAACUUCAACCAGUACAGAAAGCUGAUCAAUUAGAUUUCUACAAAUGUUCCUCUUGCAGUUGGCCAAUGUGUGAUGCUGAUUGCGAAAAAGCUGAAGUACACAGAGAAGAAUGCAAACUUAUGACGAAGAGAAAUUAUAAAUGCAAUAUUAAAUACGAACGUCCUGACAAAACAGAGGCAGCGUAUUGCGUCAUUGCACCAAUGAGAGUGCUUUUGAUGAAAGAAACUAAUCCACGUCAAUAUGAAAAUAUAAUGAGUCUGGAAUCACAUUUGAAAGACAGAAUAAACACACCUUUAUAUCUCGUGUUAAAGGCCAACCUUGUCACUUUUGUCAUUCAAGUGCUUGGACUGUCGUUUGAUGAGGAAACUAUUUUGAAAGUAUCUUCGAUAUUUGACACUAACUCCUUUGAUGUGAGAUCUCCGGAUGGAUCUAAAAGGUUACGUGCUAUUUACGUGACAGCGUCGAUGAUGAACCAUAACUGCAGACCUAAUACGCGGCAUAUUUAUAUAGGUAAUGAUUAUAAUUUAGCUCUCAUUGCUACUGUACCGAUUUCCAAAGGCGAAUUAAUAACUGCAACGUACACACAGUCAUUAUAUGGAACUUUAGAUAGAAGAAAACAUAUCAAAAAAAUUAAUAAGUGCUUCGAUUGUGAAUGUGAAAGAUGUAGAGAUCCAACGGAAUUCGGUACAUAUUUAGGCAAUAUUUACUGUUCCGUCUGUAACGGUUCUAGCUUAGACCUGACGCCGGAAAAAAAUGGUAUGUUAGUUUCAACAAAUCCUUUAGAUGAGUCAGCAUCUUGGAAAUGUGAAAAAUGUGGAUAUUGCAUACAGAGUAGACAAAUGUUCUGGGGCAAUAAUGCGUUGAAACAAGAAAUAAAUGCACUUAACAAGUCAGGACCAAGAGAAUUCGAAGAAUUUAUAGAUAAGUAUAAAGCGACACUUCAUCCUACAAAUCAUUUGGUGAUUCAAGCUAAAUUAGCGUUGAUGCAGAUUUAUGGAAACUAUAAAGGAUAUACUCUAACAGAGCUUCCAGAAUAUCUACUAAAACGUAAAAUAGAUCUAUGUCAUGACCUUCUGGAAGUCGCUGAUAAGCUCGAACCGGGCUGGACAAGGUUUCGCGGCACUAUAUUGCUAGAACUACAAAGUGCUAUGGCAAUGCAAACCAAGAGAGAGUUCGAAGAUGAUAAGCUAACAAAGGCAGGAGCUCAGGAUCAGUUAAUGGAAAGCAUGGUGUUGCUCCAAGAAGCCACAAAUAUAUUGAGAAUUGAACCUCAAAUGAAAGAAAUUUUAGAAACAAAAGUUCAAGAUUUAUCAAAUUUGCUAGACAAUACCAAUAUUUAAGAAGUAACACCUUCACGUUCUAUUUCAAGAAGUUUCAAAAUUGGAAAUUCUUAUAUUUUUAAAGUUUGAACAACAGUGUAGUAAACGUCCAUUAAAAUAAAUUUCA
Messenger RNA from Nymphalis io (European peacock), 2017 nucleotides. It is a transcript of the gene SmydA-2, whose product is annotated as SET domain-containing protein SmydA-8. Gene Ontology annotation, molecular function: protein binding. The record is from RefSeq and is a predicted model, not a curated record. NCBI's taxonomy places the organism in Eukaryota, Metazoa, Arthropoda, Insecta, Lepidoptera, Nymphalidae. The transcript has 3 exons. The coding region runs from base 277 to 1911 and encodes 544 amino acids.